Messenger RNA from Hypanus sabinus (Atlantic stingray), 3636 nucleotides. Its product is annotated as receptor expression-enhancing protein 1-like. Gene Ontology annotation, cellular component: endoplasmic reticulum tubular network; cytoplasmic microtubule; endoplasmic reticulum membrane. The coding region runs from base 796 to 1611 and encodes 271 amino acids. The record is from RefSeq and is a predicted model, not a curated record. Gene Ontology annotation, biological process: endoplasmic reticulum tubular network organization. Gene Ontology annotation, molecular function: microtubule binding. Lineage: Eukaryota; Metazoa; Chordata; Chondrichthyes; Myliobatiformes; Dasyatidae. The transcript is spliced from 8 exons.
CAAGCGGACCUGGGUGAAGCAGGUGCGGAGAAACAGAGGGCGUAUUCCUUGAGCUCCACCCGGAGCGGACCGGCAGGAACGACUGGGAGGACUGCCGGUCCUCCAAGCUGAUAGAGCGGUGCAAGUGAAAUCCAUUAAAGAGGGAAAGCAGGUGUUUUUAAACUGGUGGCUGAUCGCCAUACAACAAACAAGCGGAGGUAGAAGAUUGUGUCUCUCUUCUUUUAAAAGAAAGAGAGCAACUAACGUGUGGAGGAGGCUCUUCUCAAUUCGGACUGGGUAGAAUCACCGGUGUAACCCGCAGAGAGCAAGAAUCAGAAGCGGACCGGGUUGGAAAGCUGCUCCCGAGCCGGCAAGGCGGACCAAGUUAAGAGUUAAGCUUGUGGGGAGAAGGCGGGCCAGUUCGAGGCGGCAGUUCAUUUCCCGAAACUGACUCCGAAGGGGAAACCAGUACCUCCUCCACACAAGACACACACUCCACGUGGUUCCUCAAGGGGCACAGUCGCCCCACGGAUCCAGAAGUCGUCGUCCCUUCCUCCCUCACCGGGGGGGUUGGGGGGGAAUCUUCCCGAGUCUUGGUGAAGGGAGUCGUUCUAGCACCAACUUGACUGACAUCCGGCAAGCACUGUCAACGGAGUGAGAUCGCCGAGUGUGGGAGGGGGAGAGCGAAAGCGGACCCAAUAGAGGCGGCUCCCUCGGCCCCGCCCCGCCCCGCCCCUCCCACGACAAAAGCGGAGCGGACUGGAGUAACGAGGUUCCGCGCGCCGCCGGUUUGAAUCCCAACGGUCGCCCGCAGCGAUGGUGUCCUGGCUCCUCUCCAGGCUGGUGGUGCUUGCGUUUGGUACUUUGUAUCCUGCAUACUCAUCUUAUAAAGCCGUCAAGACCAAAAAUGUGAAGGAAUAUGUCCGAUGGAUGAUGUACUGGAUUGUGUUUGCAAUCUUCACAACAGUAGAAACUUUCACAGACAUAUUUAUUUCUUGGUUUCCAUUCUACUAUGAAAUAAAAGUUGCAUUUGUGGUCUGGCUUUUAUCCCCAUACACGAAGGGUGCCAGUAUGAUUUACAGGAAGUUUGUUCAUCCUACCCUUUCUUCAAAAGAGACGGAUAUAGAUUGCUACAUCAUGCAAGCCAAAGAGCGUAGCUAUGAAACCAUGGUAAAUUUUGGAAGGAAAGGGCUGAAUAUGGCUGCAACUGCUGCUGUCAGUGCUGCUGCAAAGAGUCAGGGAGCUCUUGCUGGACGACUAAGGAGUUUCAGUAUGCAGGAUUUAACAACCAUCCCAGUCGAUGAACCAACACAUUACAGAGAUCCUCUUUAUUCUGAGGAUGAGCGAAUGGAAAGGGAUCCCAUCUUGGUAUCAAGAGGAGAGUAUUCCAAAAGAUCUCUAGACACUGCACUAAAACACCAAUAUGCAGAGAGUGACUCGCAAGAUGACGACAAAUCCGAUGGAGAGGCAGAAAGCCAAAGGUGUUCAAUACGCCGUCAACAGUUGAGUUCCAAAUCAAUAAGACGAGGGCAGGUGACGAGAAAGAAAGGACAAGGCAAAGUGGGUAUGAUAAAACAAGUAAAGUCGGGGUCAAAGAAGAAGAUGGUGCAGUCUAAUGUUGACUCUUUAUAAAUAUCAGAAAAAGUAAUGUGACAUUCAGGACAAGCAGUAAACUGCACAAACCAUGGGUAAAAGUCCCCACUGGUGUUUUUAAAUUACUGGCAACUUUGAAAUAGCCAGAUCUUAUUGUGUGAUUUGUUUAUUGUCAAAGUUAGCCCUUUCAAGGGUUAACUGCUUUAAAGACGGUGGCAAAGACUGGACCAUAAUUAAGGAUGCAAAACUGUCAUCAAACUGUGUGUUGGAGAACUAGUUUGUAACUAAAUUGAAAGCAGUGAAUAAAUAGGCACUGUGUGUGUGUGUUUGUGAAAAUUCCUGUAUUUCCAUCUUUUGGUGGAUGAAACUUUUCUGGUGGAUGUUACCUUCAUGACAUAAAUCUACUAUGUAUGUGGCUUGUUCCUAGAUUGGCAGGACAGCAAGUCACUAGAAUGAGCAUGUGUUGAUUGCAAUCCACAAUGUUGAACACUGUAUUUUACAGUACUCGCAUUUUUAAUUUAACUGCAGUUGAGAACACCUCAAUUGGUGUUAACACAACCAACUGGUAAGUUUUCUCAGGUACAAUCUUGAUGGCUCUCAGUGCUUAUGGGAUAAACUCGCUACUUAAAUUAAAACUUUUUUGGCACAUAAGUAUUGGAAAUGUAAACACUGCAGAAUCAAAAUGAAAGGUCUGCUUUUCAGUUUCCAUGUUUGUACAAGAGGAUGUAAUGCGUUGUUGAGUUCAGAAGUAAUGAUGUCAGCAGAGCGGAGUCUGGAGUGUGGUACUACAGAAAAACUAAAGUCUUAAGAAAAUGAAAGGUGGGUGUUUAUUACAGCAGUGAUCUGUGAAAAGGGCUGAACAUUGUGUCUUUUAUGCAAGGAGGUCAGACAGUUCAUCAGUGCCCUGAGACCUCUUUCUGGUUCAAACCCCCUGCCAAAGGAAAUCCUUGUGACCCAUUGCAGCUCAUUUUCAGUAAUUGUUGGUGUCUGUUUGAAUACUUUGAGUCAUUCAGUUUGUCAGCAACUUCCAUUUGUACUCUUGCAAUUUGUAAUCAAAGAAGAACCCAUGAAACAGGAUAGAAAUGCCACAUCAGAAGCUUGAGCAGAUAAUCGGGCUCCAAUCUAAAUGCUGUUUAAAGUAGCAUCUGUUUUUUUGUCAGAUAUUUGAAUCUUUCCUCAUAACUAUUGAUAUUGUUAGGCACCUAGGAUCAAAUCUCAAUAGAAAUUCUUUAGAUCCAAUCGGUGACAAAACAGUAAUCACAACCAGUAAUUUUAAAUUGUUUCCAAGCCAGGUAACUUGUAUCUAAAUAAUUUUAAAUGUCUAUGCAUAUUUCUAAAUGUCUAUAUAUUAAAAUGUAUAUUUUCUUUAUUUUUCAACUGUUGUACUACUGAAAAAUAAAUAUGACUACCCUAACCCCCUUUCCACUAAGUCUGAUGUUAUUGGUGCUACAAUACAAUACAAUGUUUCCCUACAUUGUCCUACAUUGCAGUGUAGUUCGUAUGAUAACAAGUGUUAAUGCUCAAGUGAUGGAUAAAAACCUCGUGAUAAAUCAUUAAGUCCUUUUUGGAUAUUUGAGUAGGUAAGUAGUGCCGCUGAAGUACUGCCAUGAAGACUGGGAAUAACUCAGCAGGCUGCCUGUUUAAUAUCUCGUGCUUUUGUUACAAAUUGGUGUGGUUCAAUAAUAUAUUAAUGUACAGUACAGAAGAGGAGUAAAGCACAAUGGAUUUCCCAGCACAAUGUCUGGAAUGAAAUGUGUUGGACAGUCAUUUUUUUUGACACUCUCAAUUGAGUUGAAUUGCUAUUGAAACUUUGAAGAUUAUGGAGAGAAGCAGGAUUCAUUUAAACUAUACGUUUUUAUGAUAGCAAGUGUGAAGCUCCCCUUGAUCAAAUUGUGUACUUGACAUCACAAGGGAGUAAGUGUGUCACUUAGAAUCCUGCAAUGUAUUCAUUCUUGAUAAUCCUGUCUCUUCUAUUUUGUUAUUAUACGAUACCCAUUGUUUCUUAAUCCUUUACUGAGUGGCCUUUUAAAUCUUGUUUUCAGAAUAAAAGUUGUUGGCUUUUUA